UUUAAUUCGAAUAUUAUUUUAGAAAAAAAUUUUAUUUUGAAGAAGUAUUGUUCGAUAAACAUUAAUCUAGCAAACACUAAAUUACAUAUAAUGUAAACGUUAAUUGUAAUUUUCCAUUCAACAAUGUAACUGUUAUAUAACACACGUGUUAUAUUGUUGAAUUAGAAAUUACAACUAACGUUUAUAUUACGUGUAACUCCGUGUUUUCUGGAAAAAUAUCAUUUGAAGGUAACAUUUCUUUCAUGGACACAGAAAACGCAAUGUGACACAAACAAAAAAAAUAGCAAAAAAUAAUUUUAAAUAAUUUUAUUAAUAUUUUUCUGAUGUUUUUCAAAACAUGAGCAUUUUGCAAUGUCAUAUCUAAUAUAAUUGGUUCAGUUUAUCUCUUUUUUUUCCCCUUGAAGUGGCGUAGAAACAUGUCAGUUGAGAGCACUAUUUUUCGUCGCGUCAGAUUUCAUGUAUUUUUUAAAUUAAUUUUAAUGGGAAGUUUGAAAUGUAGCACAGCUAAGAUAAACAGAUCCAAAAACAUGCGUGUCUUGCUUUAUUUUGACGUGCUCCAUCCGCCAACGAGUCUGCGCGCUGCAGGAGAUUUCUGUUUGGCUUUUCCCGGCAGCGACGGAUACACCUAUUCCCGUCAGUCACGUGGAGAACUUUCGCGGGUAAAGAUCGCGUUCUUUUGUCGGCCUUUUCUUCAUCAGUGGUGUAAAAAAAAAAAAGCAAGUAUCAAGACAGAAAAAAGAGAGAGAGGGGCAUUCGGAUUCAUCACAGUUCAACGUACAUUUUUAAUAUCGCCGCCAGAGGCUGUCAUAGCAGAGAACAUCUCAUUGUGGAGGGAAGCGAUCGACCCAAAAAACAUCGGCAUGUUACAAUUACGCCGAGCAAGCGUCACGACGAUGAUGGAAGCGGUGACGUGACAAAAAUCGAGGUGGUGCUCGAGGAAGCACCGGACGCUGUCAUCGUCGGUUCCAUGUCAUCGGAAUUGGAAGCCACCACUGAACUCAAUUCUACCUUUCCCGACGGGAUCGCAGGAACAGGUGCGGUAGUGGUGCGAGCCGAGGAGGCCCUGAUCGUCAUUCUUGUUCUGGUCCUGUGGGUGGCUGCCAUCGCUCUGUUUUUCAAUCGAUGGGGCAAGAUCCGCAUGCUCGAGCCGUACCAACCAAAAUUUCAACAGCAACACAGACAAAGCUGCACCAUGAUCGACCCGAACUCACUCCAGUGUUUAGUAACAGGUGCAGUAUUAUUGUUGGCGACGGGAGGCGGUAUGCCAAUUGGUUACAGCGCUGUGUUGUUGCCGCAAUUAUCAGAAAAGAAUAACAGUACCUUGUAUGUGGAUCGCGAACUCGGCUCCUGGAUAGGUAAGAAUGCACAAAUUCUUUUAUUCUUCGUAAAGAAACAUAAAUCAGUACUGGUAGGAGAAACGGCAUAUCCAGGUCUUCGUGGAUUUCUGGUUGUUGGCUCGUUUGCCUCAUACUGUGCCGGUAUCCUGCUGGUUUAUGCUCUCGGCGCUUCUUUUAAUUGGGACGUCGUGGCCUUCUAUGCUAUUAUACUACCUAUUGCGGCCUUUAUUGCUCUAUGUUUGGUGCCCGAAAGUCCUGCCUGGCUUGUUAGGCGGAAAAAAAUUAAUGAAGCCAAGAAAGCUCUUUUAUGGCUCCGAGGGGGUAAUGUCGAACAGAUGAACGAGGAGAUAGAGCUCUUAAGCGUAAGCAUGAAAGUCAAUCUCACUAGAACGCCUGUAGAUACUUCGUUCAAGAAGAAAAUCUCCGCGGCGAUAUCUACAAUUCGAGAUCCAGGCGUGCUGAAACCAUUGAUCAUUAUUAACGUGUUUAACACACUUCAAUUGAGCAGCGGAACAUAUGUUAUCGUUUUUUAUGCCGUUGAUAUGGUCAAGGACAUAGGCGGCGGCAACGUAGAUAAUUAUUUGGCGGCUGUGGUAACAGCGGUUAUCAGAUUUAUUUUUUCCCUCGUCUCCUGUGUUUUGUUACUUAAAAUGGGCAGGCGAGUCUUAGGCAUUGUUUCAGCACUCGGCACAGCUUUAGCUUCAUUGAUCCUCGCGGGAUACAUGAUUGCCAGGCAGGAAGGGUCUUCCGUAGAUGCCUAUGUACUGGCUGUAUGCUUGUUGUUUUAUGUUGGUGCAAAUACCGUGGGCUUACUAACACUUCCUGGAUUGAUGACCGGCGAACUGAUGCCUUUAAGAGCUCGAGGCAUUGGUGGCGGAUGCAUCUUCUUUAUUUUUAAUCUACUUUUGUUCUUUAUUACUAAAUGUUUCCCAUGGUUAAAUAGUGCAGUUGGCACAACGGGAAUCUUCAUUAUCUUUGGUGUUUUCGCUCUUUUAGAAGCUAUCUUUAUUUAUCUUGCUCUACCAGAAACAAAAGAUUGUUCGCUUCAAGAAAUUGAGGAUUACUUUCAAGAAAGUAAUAUCCUAUGGAUAACCAGAACAAAAGCGAAGAGAAGAGAUACAAAUGUACCUGUGAAAGAAGAACCUAUUUCUUUCAUUCCUCUACGUGAAUGAAAAUAAAAAUAAGUCUAGAAUUUAUACAUGGCUGCGAUAAUAUUUAAUUUAUAAGAUAUAAUUGUACAUUUUUAAUAAUUUAAGGUAUUUCUGUAAAAAUAUUACACAUAUCAAAUAUUGUGGAAAUAUGUGCGAUUAGUUGUGCUAAUGAAAAUUGCGGAACAGUGAUUAUAUACGUUCUUUAU
This is a messenger RNA of Pogonomyrmex barbatus (red harvester ant), 2694 nucleotides long. RefSeq names its product facilitated trehalose transporter Tret1-2 homolog. The record is from RefSeq and is a predicted model, not a curated record. Gene Ontology annotation, cellular component: membrane. Lineage: Eukaryota; Metazoa; Arthropoda; Insecta; Hymenoptera; Formicidae. Gene Ontology annotation, biological process: transmembrane transport. Gene Ontology annotation, molecular function: transmembrane transporter activity.